Molecule: messenger RNA, 1203 nt
Organism: Anopheles cruzii
Lineage: Eukaryota; Metazoa; Arthropoda; Insecta; Diptera; Culicidae
Product: testis-specific serine/threonine-protein kinase 3-like
Exons: 5
Coding region: 1-1203 (400 amino acids)
Biological process (GO): intracellular signal transduction; protein phosphorylation
Molecular function (GO): ATP binding; protein serine/threonine kinase activity
Source: RefSeq, a predicted model, not a curated record
AUGAAAGCUUCAGAGGCGGUUUUACGGGGUGCUUUGCGCGAGGCAAACCGUCGGCCAUCGGACACUCCAUCGGUUCUUGCAAAGCGUGGCAUCGCCAUCGGUGAAGUCAUCGGCGAAGGAGCGUUCUCCUGUGUGAAGAAAGGGCACAAUUUGAACGGCAAUACUGUGGCGGUUAAAAUUAUCGAUAAGAAUGGUUCCUCGUCAAACGUAGUGCUCAAGUUUAUGCCACGCGAGCUGGAGAUCAUUAAAACUCUCAAGCACAAGAAUGUGAUCACAUUUUUCGAAUUCAUCGAGACCACAAUGAGGUUUUACAUCGUGAUGCAGUACGCGGAGAAGGGAUCCUUGUUGCAGUUGCUGAAACGAGAACGGUGGCUUAGCGAGCCCAGAGCCUGGCACUAUUUCCAUCAACUGAUCGACGGUGUUGCCUACAUCCACAAAUGCGGAAUCGCGCACCGCGAUAUUAAGUGUGAAAAUAUUGUGUUCAAUGCGCGGGACACACUCAAGUUGAUCGACUUUGGCUUUGCACGUCGAGUAACGAGACGCACGGAAGGCAGUCAGCAGGGCGGUAUGGUAGGACCGUGUUUAUCGAAAACGUUCUGCGGAAGCCAUGCGUACGCGAGUCCGGAAAUUUUAAAUUUUACACCUUACGAUCCGUUUCCGUCGGAUGUUUGGGCGUGCGGUGUGGUACUGUUCGCCAUGGUGAGCGGCAAGCUACCGUUCACGAACGCCAAAAAAGUUUCCCUACUGCUCCAGGUAAUUAAGAGCGGCCCAAAAUAUCCCGAGUACGUUAGCGACAAAUUAAGGAUUCUGCUGGACCAGAUAUUUAGUCCCGUGAGCGAACGUGUUACCAUACCCGGAAUCAGGGCGAGCGAAUGGUGCCUGACACUGCCGGGCGAUGCUAGCUUAGAAAAGGACACAGACGAAACGGCAGAAACCCCGAGAAAGAGGUUCAAACCGAAUCACGAGGCAGCAAAACUGCCUCGUAGACGAAUGUACCACUCGUUAAAUUGCUACUUUUCCAGACUUCUGGCUAUUGAACGUAACCAGGUUCCACGUAUCCGGACCCCGCGUAAACAGGAUCUUUUCCCGGGCUUCCAGCAAACUGUUGAUGCAUUUGCUGCCCAUCACGCUGCCACGCUGCCGAUCGUCGGUGCACCCCGAUCGACCGGACUGGAACGGCACACCACCAGCACCAUCCUCUAA